AUUUCCGGCACCGGCAUGGCGGGGUGAGCGGCUGUCUUCCUUAUUUAAGAUCGGGAAUUUAGUCAGCCUGGUGAGCGGACUCUGAGGAGAUGGAGUAUCGCUGAGGUGAUGGGAGAGAAUGUGGUCGUUAGCGACAUGGAGAGAGAAAGUGGGAAGCCCGUGGCUGUUGUCGCAGUUGUGACUGAGCCUCGGUUUACCCAGCGAUACAGAGAAUAUCUCGAGAGGCAGAAACUCUUUGAUACACAGCACCGUGUGGAAAAGAUGCCGGAUGGCUCGGUGGCGCUACCGGUGCUGGGAGAGACGCUUCCAGAGCAGCACCUGCAGGAGCUGAGAAAUCGUGUUGCCCCAGGCAGUCCCUGUAUGCUCACGCAGCUCCCGGAUCCUGUUCCUUCAAAGAGGGCCCAGGGUUGUUCACCUGCCCGAAAAUUGUGUCUUGAGGUGAGUCGCUGGGUGGAGGGUCGGGGAGUCAAGUGGUCAGCCGAGUUGGAGGCUGAUUUGCCCCGAUCAUGGCAACGGCAUGGUAAUCUCAUGUUGCUGAGUGAAGACUGUUUCCAAGCCAAGCAGUGGAAAAAUCUGGGACCGGAACUCUGGGAGACCGUUGCCUUGGCACUUGGCGUCCAGCGUUUGGCAAAACGAGGGCGGGUAUCACCCGAUGGUACUCGAACUCCAGCAGUGACACUGCUGCUGGGUGACCAUGGCUGGGUAGAGCAUGUAGAUAAUGGUAUCCGUUAUAAGUUUGACGUGACCCAGUGUAUGUUCUCCUUUGGAAACAUCACUGAGAAGCUUCGAGUGGCAUCGUUGUCCUGUGCUGGAGAAGUGCUGGUGGAUCUCUAUGCAGGGAUUGGUUAUUUUACAUUGCCUUUCCUAGUUCAUGCUGGUGCUGCCUUCGUCCAUGCUUGUGAGUGGAAUCCCCAUGCUGUAGUUGCUCUGAGAAAUAACCUUGAGAUCAAUGGAGUAGCAGAUCGGUGCCAAAUACACUUUGGAGAUAACAGAAAACUGAAGCUCUCAAAUAUUGCAGAUAGGGUGAUCCUGGGGCUGAUUCCCAGCUCUGAAGAAGGCUGGCCCAUUGCCUGCCAAGUGUUAAGGCAGGAUGCUGGAGGCAUUUUGCAUAUCCACCAAAAUGUGGAAUCUUUCCCAGGGAAGAAUCUUCAGGCUCUUGGAGUCAGCAAAAUAGAGAAAGAGCAUUGGCUGUAUCCUCAGCAAAUUACCACCAACCAAUGGAAAAAUGGAGCUACCAGGGAUUCUAGGGGAAAAAUGCUGUCACCAGCCACCAAACCAGAGUGGCAAAGGUGGGCAGAAUCUGCAGAAACUCGAAUCGCCACUCUUCUUCAGCAGGUGCAUGGGAAGCCGUGGAAGACACAAAUUCUGCACAUCCAACCAGUGAAAUCCUAUGCUCCCCAUGUGGAUCACAUAGUCCUGGAUCUGGAAUGCUGCCCCUGUCCUUCAGUUGGCUAGAGGAGGUAGAUCCUGGGACACAUGGGAUCCAUGUGCGAGUGGCCCUUAAUGUAUCAGUUCAGUCCAGGUUGUCAUCCCUUUUGUCCCCUGGUGAUCAGUUUUUUCCAUAUUUUGUAGCCCUGAAAGCAGGCUCUAGAUCAAUUCAAAUUAUUUCAUUUGUCUUUCAUUGAUAAAAUAGAAAAUGAAAUACCUAUUUGGGAGAAGCAGCAUGGCCCAUUGAAAUGAGGCUCAUCUGUGCAAUUAUGAAUUCCAAAUUCUGACCUCAGUUGUGGAAUUGAAGUUUCAGUACGUUUUGGCCUCGGGUUUCGUUAUUUGCAAAAUGAGAGUUUCUUUGAACUGUCUCAUGUGACUAUUUAUUAAGCAACUAUACACAGGACAUUGGUUAUUUUAGAGUGAAAGACACAGUGCUUUUUCCGAAUUGCUCUGGCUGCCAUAUAGAAAAUUGACUGGAAGAGGGCCAAGAUGGAAACAGGGAGACCAGUGAGGAGGCUUCUGUGGUUGUCCAGGUCUGAGGUGAUGGUAACUUGGACUCGGGUGGUGGUAAUGGGAGGUAGAUUGAUAUGAUAAAUAAAAUUAACAGACCAAG
Molecule: messenger RNA, 2041 nt
Organism: Pongo pygmaeus (Bornean orangutan)
Lineage: Eukaryota; Metazoa; Chordata; Mammalia; Primates; Hominidae
Gene: TYW2
Product: tRNA wybutosine-synthesizing protein 2
Exons: 1
Coding region: 109-1455 (448 amino acids)
Biological process (GO): wybutosine biosynthetic process; tRNA methylation
Cellular component (GO): cytoplasm
Molecular function (GO): tRNA methyltransferase activity
Source: RefSeq, a predicted model, not a curated record